Sclerotinia trifoliorum is the source of this 2033-nucleotide messenger RNA. NCBI's taxonomy places the organism in Eukaryota, Fungi, Ascomycota, Leotiomycetes, Helotiales, Sclerotiniaceae. The record is from the annotation of a GenBank genome assembly.
CCUCCAAGUACACAACCAAGUAACGAACAGAUGCAAUGAUCAAUUGAGAACAGAUACGGACAGGUUAAAUAUUAUAACAUGUCUCCGGAGUAUUUCACCACACAAAUGCUCCAAUGUCAAUGUCGCUUAUGUUCCCUCGUUUGCCCCGAAACGUAGUGGCUGAACCUUUCCUGCAUGCUCGCAGUUUCCAACAUCACAUCCGGUUCUCAAGCAGAAUGGCCUCCAAAGGGCGAACCUAUGAGGACGCGAUAGCACUGUUAGAUACCUUACAAUCCAAUCGAACAAUUGUUUCCUCCAUAUCGAAGACCUCGGAAGAUAUGAAUAUGUAUGCUAUACCAGAAAUGCUAGAAUGGACACGCAAGGCGGGGUACGAGACCGGAGAUUUCUCAAGGCGCGGAUUAAAAUGUAUUCACGUAGCUGGAACAAAAGGGAAGGGUAGUGUGUGUGCUAUGAUAGAUAACAUUCUGCGACAGUAUCGGUGCGAAGAAAAUGACGUUAGAGUUGUACCAGGGGAUACGAAAAGGAAGGGUCUAGGGAAGAUUGGGCUUUAUACCUCACCACAUCUAAUGACAGUACGUGAACGAAUAAGGAUAGAUGGAUCGCCAAUAUCAGAGCCUCUAUUUGCGCGUUAUUUCUUUGAGCUCUGGGAUCGGUUCUCUGAUCCUUCUGUCGCAUCUACUACCCUGCGUUCGAAUCCUACGUCCUCGGAAACCAAGCCAGGAUAUUUUCGAUAUCUCACUAUCAUGGCACUUCAUACAUUUAUGGAGGAAGGCGUGGAGACCGCCAUCAUGGAAUGUGGUAUUGGGGGAGAAUAUGAUAGCACGAAUAUACUGCCUGCUGAAGCAGUUACUACCACCGCGAUCACGAAACUCGGUAUCGACCAUGUUGGAAUGCUGGGAGACACAAUUGAUAAGAUAGCUUGGCACAAGGCUGGCAUUAUGAAGAAGAACAUUCCGUGUUUCACCUCUUCACAGCUCCAAGCAGCACAGUCUAUUCUAGAAAACCGCGCCAAUGAAAUUGGUGUCAAAUUGGAGGUCGUGAAUAGACAUUCCGGCUUUGACAAUGGAACCAUUGAAUUAGGGGCAGAGGGGGAUUUUCAGAAGGAUAACGCCAGUCUGGCAAUGGCUGUUGCGGCCUCACAUUUGCGAGAUCGACGUGUUAAAGAUGUGCCUACCCCUUCUAGACUAUUCACUCUUGGACAACCCAUCCCAGGUCAAAUUUUGGAAGGGAUAAAGACAGUUAAAUGGGCUGGGAGAUGCGAAGUUGUAGUAACUGGUAAUAUCACAUGGUUUAUCGAUGGUGCGCACACAGUGGACAGUAUCAAGGAGACUGGCCGUUGGUACGCUUCCAAACUCAAUCAAGCCGCCGCGCAAGGGGUUUCCCCCACGAAAAGCAUGCUAAUUUUCAAUCAACAAGACCGUGAUCCUGAAAUUCUUAUUCGGACAUUACUGGAAAACAUUCAUAUAUCUUUCGAAGCUUUUGACUUCGCUACCUUUUGCACCAAUAUACCUUUCAAGAGCGAAGAAGUUGACAGUGGCAUCAUUGAUCUUAGCCAACAGAAGUCGGCGUCCAAACUAUACUCAGGCUUGGAUCGUAGUCCAAUGUGUAUGGAGUAUGCGAGUAUCCAAGAAGCGGUAGAGCUUGCGCAUAGGGUAUCCGAAGACGAGGAACGUUUCUUUGUUCUGGUAACUGGAAGUCUGCAUCUCGUCGGUGGCCUCAUGAAAGUGCUUGAAUAUCAAAGUAAGAAAGAGGCAGAAGCUUAAAAGUUCUCUCAGUAGUGGAAUAGUGCUGGAGUUUGUUCGAUACCCGUUAGUGAUACAGAAAAUACAGGAACCACAGGCGUUUAUCGUGGGAAUUUUGUGGUUCCUACAUGUUUCAACUCAAAAGACGUUGAUAUAUUCAUCGAAGGACCUGGUGCAGUGUUCGGUAUGGAUUUGAAUACUGGUACGUAUGGUUCAAGAGGAGAAAGAGAAUUAUUUGCAGUUUUGAAGAGCGUAUACCCAAAAAUUAAGAAGUUUUUUUCUUCAUUAUUA